Messenger RNA from Mustela lutreola (European mink), 3096 nucleotides. RefSeq names its product nuclear apoptosis inducing factor 1 (gene NAIF1). NCBI's taxonomy places the organism in Eukaryota, Metazoa, Chordata, Mammalia, Carnivora, Mustelidae. The transcript has 2 exons. The coding region runs from base 248 to 1231 and encodes 327 amino acids. The record is from RefSeq and is a predicted model, not a curated record. Gene Ontology annotation, cellular component: nucleus.
GGAAGAGGCAGAUUCAGGAAGCCAUUACGCAGCUGGCUGGCAGCGGCCGGGCCGGUCGGGGCUGGGCCCUACGCACUUUGCGUAGCGAGGGGGGUUACCAAAGGCCUGGUGCUUGGCCUGGGGCAAGCCCGGCCUAUCCCCUGUUGGGGGGGGGGUGGAUGAGGGGAGAGGCUGGGGAGGAAGAGACGGGGAAUUGGGGCGUUUGAAGGGAUUAUAAUUUCUUUAAAAAGGGGGGUGGGGAGAGGCCAUGGCCGUCCCAGCCAAGAAGAGGAAGAUGAACUUCUCUGAGCGAGAGGUGGAGAUCAUCGUGGAAGAGCUGGAACUGAAGAAGCACCUGCUGGUGAACCACUUCAAUGCCGGGGUCCCUCUGGCUGCCAAGAGUGCCGCCUGGCACGGCAUCUUGAGAAGGGUCAACGCUGUGGCCACCUGCCGCAGGGAGUUGCCUGAGGUCAAGAAGAAGUGGUCUGACCUCAAGACCGAGGUCCGUCGCAAGGUUGCCCAGGUCCGGGCAGCGGUGGAGGGUGGCGAGGCCCCAGGGCCCACUGAGGAGGAUGGAGCAGGCGGGCCUGGGACAGGUGGUGGCAGUGGUGGCGGUGGCCCAGCCGUAGCCCCCGUCCUGCUCACCCCCAUGCAACAGCGCAUCUGCAACCUGCUGGGCGAGGCCACCAUCAUCAGCUUGCCCACUACCACAGAGAUUCACCCCGUGGCCCUCGGACCCACAGCCACUGCAGCUGCAGCCACGGUCACCCUGACACAGAUCCCCACGGAGACCACCUAUCACACGCUCGAGGAGGGAGUGGUAGAGUACUGCACAGCGGAGGCCCCUCCACCGCUGCCAGCCGAGGCCCCCGUGGAGAUGAUGGCCCAGCACGCUGACACCUCGGUCAAACCCCAGGCGCUCAAGAGCCGCAUCGCCCUCAACUCGGCCAAGCUGAUCCAGGAGCAGCGGGUCACCAAUCUGCACGUGAAGGAGAUUGCGCAGCACCUGGAGCAGCAGAAUGACCUGCUGCAGAUGAUCCGCCGCUCCCAGGAGGUGCAGGCCUGCGCCCAGGAGCGCCAGGCCCAGGCCAUGGAGGGCACCCAGGCGGCGCUGAGCGUCCUCAUCCAGGUCCUCCGGCCCAUGAUCAAAGAUUUCCGCCGCUACCUGCAGAGCAACACACCCAACCCCACGCCCCCCUCGGAGCCCGGACAGGUGGCUCAGAACGGGCAGCCCGACAGCAUCAUCCAGUGAGGGCAGGGGCUGCGACGACCUUCUGCUGUGAUUGGAUGGCACCACUGUGGUCUUGGAAGUGGGUUUUGUGACUGGCCUUAGGCCAUGUGGCCAGCCCUCUCUUGGAUGGCCUGUUCGGGGUCCACGGUUUCUGAGAAGUGAAGGAGAUUGAGAAGAACUUGUUGGGCUCCUGGGACCCCAACUGUUCCUACCCCCACCCACCACCCCUUGAGCUGCCUGGCGAAGAGCCUGAAGGUUGGCUAGGUGGGGGUUGGGCGCUGGUGAUUCUACACAUGGUGUCACACGCCAGGGCUUGCGACAGGAGCCACUCUGUCUAGAAUGCCUGGAAGGGAGGUUCUCACUGGGAGCUGUCUCACAGCUGGGGGUUGGGGGCGGGGGUCCUGUGCUGAAAGGCUCCCCCACCCCACAGUGUCAUCAAUGUGAUAAUGUCCGUGGAGCGGGUAGUGGCCCAGUACCUUCUUCCUGCCUUGGGAGGCAGAGUCACUGGGCCUGAGCAGGAAGCUCCACCCCUUUUCUCCUUCCCACUGUGCCUCCGUUCUCAGGGGACUCCGGUCCAUCUGUGCUCUCUCCACCCCCCACACCUCUCCGGGCCUCGCAGGGGGGCCCUCGCUAUCCCCCCCCCUCCCCCUCCCAGCUAGCUCUGCAGCUGCACCCAGGAUGCAGCCGGCUGGGCUCAGGGAUGCUGGGUGUGCUGGGGACGGCCUGGCCCCCAUCCGGUCUUCCACUGCGCCUGGGGCAGCCUGACAGCUUUUGACUCAGGACGAGCAUUAGGCUCUGGGUGCUGUGAAUCUGAGAGAAAACAGACCAGCUUGGAACACUGUUGCUCCCCUGCAGUGGGUCUGAGGUGACCACGUGGCUUCUUCCAGAAAGCUUGCUUCAGGCCAGUUGUAUUUCUGUAUGCCUACCCCUCCUGGGAAGGGGUGCAGCUCCGGCCACACCCGUCCUCUUCUCUCUACUGACUGCACGAUUCCGACACUCGGCGUGGGGGAAAAAGAAAAAAAAAGUGGGGGAAAAGGCAUCAUGCCCCGGAUUCCCUCUCACAUUAUUGGGCGCCUCAUGUUCUUGCGAGACCCCCACUGACUGGUGAGGUGUGUCUCCAGGCCUGCUUGGGCCCGAAUGUUUGAGGUGGGAGAGCCGAAGCUGGCCUAAGAAGCAGGACCUUGACUUCUGUGCUCGAGGAAGAGCAGACUGACCUCGGAAUGCCGAAGGAGGUAUCGUGCCCUGUUCUGUCUUGACGCUCUCUCCCGUUCUGGAGGGAGUUUACCCAGGUAGCAUUUAUCCGGUUCAUUUUCCGAAUCGCCCUGGAUCACUCAGACCCUUGCAUUUUCCCAGAUCAUUCCCCAGGACUGCCAUCUUGCUGCCGAUGCCUUGGCUGCACAUGACCAGUGGUGAUAGCUCGAGGCUCCAGAGCUCAGCUGAACGAUCAAGGUGCUGCCCUUCUGGGCAUCGUGGCUCACUCCACUGUUGCCGUUGUGGGAAGAUGCCCCCAAAGACGGUUGGGAAGUGACUGUCGUAUGGCCAGCCUCUCUGUGGAGGACAAGUGUCGCGUCAGCUAGGGAGCAAUGGAGAGGAAUCCGGCCGGUAAGGAGGUGGGUGAUGGAAGGAAAGCUCCCCAGUGGGGCUGGAAAGCAGGAGCCCCUGGCAGCCUGAGCUUCCUCCCUCCAUGGAGCCUGAUCCCCCGGCAGGGAAGCUCUGGGGCCUUCCUGAGGCUUUGCCGCUCGGUUUGGCUUUUCUCUGGGGUUGGCAUUCUGAGCCACUACUGCAUCGGUUCCAAUUGGGUAUAAAGAGGAGGCCUGGAUCUCUUAAACUCACCGCUUCUUUCAGGUCAUAAUUUUAAAUUAAAACUAUAUCACUUUUUUUACACA